Messenger RNA from Tigriopus californicus, 1931 nucleotides. RefSeq lists its product as uncharacterized. The record is from RefSeq and is a predicted model, not a curated record. The coding region runs from base 187 to 1431 and encodes 414 amino acids. The transcript has 16 exons. Lineage: Eukaryota; Metazoa; Arthropoda; Copepoda; Harpacticoida; Harpacticidae.
GUCACUCACAUUUACCGGCACUAAUUUGGCCGGAUCUUGCCCGUCGAAAUCGUCCAAAAUUGUCGUGGAGCGAAUUAACCCUCAAUCCAAUUGUAAAGCUCGGACGAGGCUCAUCCUUUGUUUGUGCAGCUCACGCUCUUCGAGCGAUCAUAUAUCACAUUUCAGAACUUGGAAGAAAAACGAGAAAUGGCAAACUUAUGUUGCACGUAUAUUGUAUAUGCAUUAUGGAUCAGUAUUAUGACUGAGGCAUCAACAAACCCAACUACAAACUCCUCCUCGCCCAACAGAAGAGGAAGCAAAGUGUUGUCCAUUUUUCAGAUUGUUCAGUUCAAGAACGGUCCUUGCUCAACGACUGGAGCUCAAAGUGGCACUUGUUACACACAGGCCGAAUGUGACGCUAGAGAAGGCACUGCUGCGGGAACUUGCGCUGGAGGCUUUGGUGUUUGUUGUAUCAUCAACUUGGCUUGUGGUGGAAUGAGUUCGGAAAAUUGCACGUACUUGGCCCAAACCUCGAGCACCACCGGCACAAGUACAUGUCAGUACACAAUUUGUCCUUGUGACGAGAACAUCUGUCGGAUUCGCUUUGACUUUGUGACUUUCAAUAUCAAUGGACCUAUAACUGCCUCAGCUGUUGCCGACUUAUCAAUUUCCGCCGUCACUGAUUUGGCCGGCGCGAUUGGAGAUUGCACCAUGGACACAUUUGGCAUUACGGCACCGGGAAAUUUUGCUCCUCCAAUAAUUUGCGGAUUCAACACAGGACAACACAUGAUAGUGGAUGCUGAUCCAGAUAAUUGCAACGAGGCAACAUUUGACUUCAGUGGAGGUGGAUCCAGGAACUGGAACAUAAAAGUGACUCAAUAUGCUUGUGGUGAUGAGCAAGGUGGUCCAGACGGUUGCCUCCAAUAUUUCACUGGAAAUAACGGAACCGUGGCAAGCUUCAAUUUUCCUACCCAGGCAGGAAUUCUUGAUACUUCAACCACUCAUUUGUCGAGUCAGACUCAAACAAUGUGUUGGAGGCAAGAAAUGAACACUUGUGCAAUCUGCUGGAUUCCAGUCAUCUUAGGAAACGAUUUGCAAACAGGUUCCUUUGGUUUGAGCAUCUCAGCGGGAAAUGCUAAGGCCCGAGGAGAAGUGGAUGGAAAAUGUCGACGAGACUACUUACUGAUACCUGAUGCCCAAUCUGAUGUUGACGAUCCAGAGAGGGGUACAUUCAAUACAUUCAUUGUUGGAACAAUUGGAUCCAUGGAGAGACUGAGCGAUCGUCUGUGUGGACGGUUCUUUACGAACGCUGAUAAUGGCAGAGUGCGUCAAGGAUCUAGAUCCGUAUGCAGUAAGCGCAUUUGCCGAGGGCUUUACUCGUUUCUCAACAAAAAGGAGCGGAUUUCAGUUUCCUUUUUUUUAUUUGGUUCGGUUUUUCACGGGCUUUUCUAACCGCUACAAGGGAUGUAAUCGCCAGUACUAUUAAAAUGAAAGGUUAUAAUUUGCCUAUUUAUUACCUUUCAAUAUUUAUACGAUAUUUGGUCUAUCAACGAAUUUGAGUUGACAGACCGAGCUAGCCCUUGAAUUUAAGGUUGAUCUGGAAUGCUAUCUAAAAAAUUGUCCAAGUCUGGCUUGAAAGAUGCAACCAUAUCAACAAGGCCUGCGUAUUCCCUACGAAUAUCAGAGGGAAGCAAAUUAAACAAUGAAGGAGCCCAAGAAAGAAGAAAGUUGGACUUUAUUGUUUAAACUAGCCUGGAUUCUCGAGGGCUUGAAGGUGCUCUCAAAACGCACAUUAAGCCUCUACAGUCACUACAAUUGACCCUAAAUCCUGGGUUGGGACAAAGCUCAUGAAUGCUUUUGAAAACGUAAAAUAUCAAAUACCUUUCGCAUCUUCUCUGAACACUGUACAAGUUGUUUCCUAUUCUGAAUGAUGCUUCUUAUCCAAUUGAGAA